AUGGGCAACGACUAUAUCACGCUGAAAUUUCUCCGCGAUCAAGGUUCGAAACUUCCGCUGCCAGGAGAAGUGCUUCUGAUCAGCGGGCCUGACGAGAAAGUUCGAUUCACUUUGACAAAAAAGGUACCGGGCCAAUGGUUAGGUUCAGUUUGGCAUACGCUCUCGCUGCGGUCGAGGAGGAACGUGAGCCGUCAAAUGACGGGAAUUGUGAAAGCCUUACGCCGCUUCACUAGACCAACAGCACAAAAGGCUGAUGGUACUCCUCUAGAAGACUUUUUAGUCGGCCGCUGUCUAUUUCGAAGUCCCAGUUGCACCCAAAUUGGUUCUACUACAGAGGAAUGGCUUGAUGCCCUGGCACCUACCCUCCGUGGUGGUCUCUCUAACAUCCAUAAAACAAACGACCCAGUUGUUAUCGAAGAGAAACUGGCUGAAUUGCGGGCGAAUUUUCCGUCAGGGGGGCCGUACUAUUUGACCCACGGUGACCUUAAUUUUUCGAACAUUCUUGUGGAAGGUGAUAAAAUUACGGCCAUACUGGAUUGGGAGUGGUCUGGCUUCAUGCCCUGGUGGGCCGAGCGGUUGACGGCUGGUGGACACAAUUUCCCGGCAGACGAAUUUCUAAGUCGCAUAUGGGCUAACGUAGAGCCCGAACUCGACGAAGAGACAUUCAUAUCAACGGUGGCAGUACCGGUGGGGAAGGUUAAGGAGGCAUGGGAUGCUUGCAAGGUCGAUCACCCUAACUUUAAAGACAGAUGGGUGCUGCCCGCAUUUUCUGAAUGUCAAUCAGCUGCAGGACACAUUAAUUGGUUUGAUUGUGGUAAUCAAGUUGAGCACAAGAUUAACCCUAAUCAAUGGGAUGAUGAAGGACAAAAGUAA
Mollisia scopiformis is the source of this 873-nucleotide messenger RNA. RefSeq lists its product as uncharacterized. Bases 1 to 873 code for a protein of 290 amino acids. The transcript has 3 exons. Lineage: Eukaryota; Fungi; Ascomycota; Leotiomycetes; Helotiales; Mollisiaceae. The record is from RefSeq and is a predicted model, not a curated record.